CCAGUUAAAAUCCGAUUUUUUUCCUAGUCUCACACAAUAUUAUCAUUCUUCCCUUGUUAUUGUUUUGUUUUGGUCAAUUUUAAUAGCGGACGAGGCUCCAAAGGGUGAGAUUUAAUACUCUACACACGCGUGAGAACCCGAGAACAUUGCACUUUUAUGCAAUGAUCAGUUAAACAAGGACAUUAAAUCAAGAACGGCACACCUACAAAACCAAGACCAACGAGACCAUAUCAAUUUGCAAUUAGCAGGAAUCAGCAGAAAUUAAACUGGACAAAGGGACAAAUUAGGGCUAACCAUUAGUCGUUCACUGAUUAAAAGUGAUUAAUAUUUUUCCUGACUAUCUCAAAGAACAUGUUUUCUUGCUGUCAAAUUAAAGACGACAAGGUAUUUCUAGAGUAAGAUGUUUGAUGAUGAUGGCACGUAGUGCUGAGAGUUGACGAAGACGACGACAUGACGAGAAGAACAACGGAAAAGUAGUGACAAUAUUAUCUGACAACACUAGUAGUUUCCCUGCUGGUUAGUUGAACUUUCCAGGGUCCCCCACCCCUCUCAGAAAAAUGGACCAUCAAGUUAAGAAGAUUGAGCGUGGAAACCGAUGGAGCGAGCGCUUUGAGAACUUGGAGCUGGAAGCGCUGUUCCAACAAUAUUGCUCCAAGGUUCAGAAUCGAUCCACCUUCCUCAUAUUUGCUCUGGGAAACGCCAUUUUCGCCACAUUGUUCAAUCUGUCCGUGGAGAUGAUGGUGUUGGCCCUCAUUUUUGUUUCCCUCACAGCUCUCUGGCUCCUAGAAAAAUUUUACGGGCGGGGAUGGAUGCUGACGUCCGCCUGGGUAAUGUGUUCCAUAUUGUUUGUCCUCGUCUGGGCCCCGGUUCCACUACCACAUCGAGCAGUACACGGUGCUGGUGCAGGGCCCCCAGCUGUCGCUGCUGAAGGAGCGUGGGCCAUCUCGUACGUGCUGUUCAUAGCCUUUGUCUCCCUAGAAGUACCCUUGUGGUUGGCAGCUCUGCUCAUGGUCUUCCUAGUCUCGGGACAUAUCGCGACGGCAGUACUUUUUUGUGACCUUUUUCGAUUCCUCACAGUAUCAGAGUUGAUUUCCAACGUUGUGCUCUGGAUGGUGAUUGGGAUUAGUGGAUUUUGGAUACGUCGACGAGCAGAAGGUGCAUGUAGGAAAGCAUUUCUAGACACGAGACAAUCCAUCCAAGCCAGAUUGGAUGCACACGAUGAGAACGAUAAGCUCGAACGGCUCCUAUUGUCCGUAUUGCCUGGACAUGUGGCUCACGAAAUGAAAUUGGAUCUCCAAAAAGACCGUGGCUUUUUGGUGCCUCCCGUGGCUAGACAGUUUCACAAAAUUUACAUUCAGCGUCAUGAAAAUGUGUCGAUUGUGUUCGCUGACAUUGUCGGAUUCACGACGUUGGCCUCUCAUGUUUCUCCUCAUCAACUUGUCAGGCUGUUGAAUGAACUUUUUGGAAAAUUUGAUCAAUUAAGUCAGGAAAAUAACUGUCUUCGGAUUAAAAUUCUUGGCGAUUGUUACUACGCCGUGGCAGGGCUCCCUGAUCCUAGGACCGACCAUGCUCGUUGUGCUGUGGAAAUGGGGCUCGACAUGAUUGAUGCAAUUUCUGCCGUACGAGAAGCCACCGAGUUCCAGCUCAAUAUGCGCGUCGGAAUUCACUCGGGUCGAGUUCUAUGCGGCGUUCUUGGACUCAGGCGCUGGCAGUUUGACGUCUGGUCGAAUGAUAGUACAAUCGCAAAUUUGCUAGAAAGCACAGGCGAGCCCGGUCGAGUACAUGUCAGUCAAGCUACGCUAAACUGUCUUGGUGGUGAAUAUCAAGUGGAACCUGGGAACUGUCGGCACAGCACAUUAAGAGAAAACAGCAUCACUUCCUAUUUCAUAGUUCCACCACAACGACGAAGAAAACUGCUCUUGUUCAACACGCUCAAAAUGCACUCGCAGCGUAGAAAACUUUCCUUUAAAAAUGUGUCAAAUGUGGUCAUCCAACUUCUUCAUUCCAUCAAAUAUUCGGUCGAAGUUCCAUUCGCAAAUAUUGCUUCUCAACCACCAGAACCGGGAGCAAAAACGUUGCCACAUCAGAGGAAGGCAAGCGUGACUGAACGAUUCAAAAGGCCAUUUAAGAAACGGCACGCCUCAAUUCUUCACCAAACGACAAAUCGGACCAAUAAGCAUCUUGGUCAAGCUAUUUUGGCAAGAAGUAUCGACCGUGAGAAGAAGGAACAUGUUCACAAAGUGACGCUAUGCUUCAAGGAUAGAAAUAUGGAACAACUUUACCACUCAGAACCGGACCAUGCCUUUCCUUCUGGCCUAGCACUCCUACUUUUGAUCCUCGUAGGCGUUGGCGUCAUUCAAGCCGUCGUUCUUCCCAGAACUUUUAUACUUUUGCUACUCUUCCUCACCAGUUUUGCCUUCAUUGCUGUCGUUCUCAUGCUUCUUCUCGCGAAUAGGUUGAAACUUAUCAUGUGCGACUUUUCACUCUCGCCCAUGCUCAGAAUUGGAAUCUCCGUAUUCUCCGUUCUGCUCGUCUAUGCUGUAGGACAAGUCAAUGUGUUUACAUGCCGCACUGAUGAAUAUUGCGGAGGGAAAGUGGACAACGACAAUGUAUCCAGAGCGGCAUUCGCUCCAGAAAAACUGAUUGGGGAACACAGAUGGUGUCCCCUCCCCCACUACAUCACAUUUUCUUGCGUGUUGUCGUUCGUCUCGAUCUGCUUAUUCCUUCGACUUCCCGUCACACUCAAAACAGCUCUUUUGCUCAUUUUUGGAUCUUUAUACUCUUUCAUGAUACUGAUUACUCAUUCAGCAAUAUUUGACUGCUUCGAUGUUCGCACGGACUCGGUGGGUCCUUCAAGUUCAAAGGUGAUAGCACUCGUACAGAUCUGGCUCUUUCUGUUCACCGUUUUGGCUGCAGCCUUCCAACACGAAUGGAUGGCACGAUUAGACUUUUUGUGGCAAUGGCAGGCUCACUCAGAGCGUCAAGAAAUGGAAGCAUUGCAACAAUCCAAUCGAAAAAUAUUGUUCAACAUUCUUCCCAGUCAUGUGGCAAUGUACUUUCUCACGGCAAAGUGCAAUGUGGAUUUGUACCAUCAAAGUUACAACAAAGUUGGCGUGGUAUUCGCCAGCAUCCCAAAUUUUCAUGAGUUUUACACAGAGUCAGACGGAUCGCAUCAAGGGAUCGAGUGUCUCCGGCUGCUCAACGAGAUCAUUGCAGAUAUUGAUGAGUUGCUGGAUGAAGACAGGUUUCGAUCGAUAGAUAAAAUCAAGACGAUCGGGUCCACGUACAUGGCAGCUGUGGGGCUAACUCCAGAUCAUUGUAUUGAUGAGUCAAACGAACCUCUUUAUGUUUCUACACUGGUCGAAUUUGUGUUUGCCAUGAUGGAGCGCCUCGUCACAAUCAACGAAAAUUCAUACAACAAUUUUAUCCUCAGAGUCGGUCUAAAUGUGGGUUCAGUCACAGCGGGUGUAAUUGGUGCCCGUAUGCCACAGUUCGACAUCUGGGGGGAUACAGUCAAUGUAGCGUCCAGGCUGGAGAGUCAUGGGAAGAAUGGAAAAAUUCAUAUCACGGAAGAUGUAUACCAAGUUCUGCGCCACUGUCCAUACGAGUUUCAGUGCCGCGGAAAAAUAAAUGUAAAGGGGAAGGGCGAAAUGACAACGUAUUUUUUGCUUGAUCGAAAACAGUCAACCACAAUGCGUAUCGAUGAGGUGCAUCCAACACCAAGUAAUCUGAGUCGAACAAAUGCCUUUGGUGGGAUUGCAACCCCACUUGCCUACCUCCAGCAACAACAACUGUCCAAUAGUGGACCACCGCCCGCAGUUCCACCCCGAAAUCCAAACAACAGCAGUGGAAGCAGUGUAGGUCACCGUGCUAUCAAUAUGCCAGCUGAAUGCGAACCUCUUCUUCCACCACCGCCACCUCCUCCAAGAAAUCUCGAGGGUGAAAUGGCAUGGCCAAGAAUGGUCAAAGUGUAUCCGUCCGAUAAUAGGAGAACAUCUCCAGUUAAAAGAACACACAGUGAUCGAGUUACUCCAACUCGCGAGAUUCCGGUCAGAACGAGAAAUUUCCGUACUCCAGGAAACUUGGGUCCACUGGAAAUAAGUAGUCGAGGCCUGCGAGGAAGAAAUAUGUCUGAAACGAGUCUGUCCUCGCGUCCGCAUCACCUCCGAUCACGAGCACCACUGUUGGGAGCAUCCGCUUCUGGAGGACCAGUGCCAUACUCCUCCGUGGACGAUAUCUCCUCUCUAAAUCCCAGCUCGGGCAGUUCCUCGUCUGACGAGUCCCCUUCAGAACUCUCCCACCCGGACGACCACAGCCCCAUGAAUCCCAACAGAGGAGCUGGAAUAGUUGGUGCAAAUAGUAAAGAGACGUCUUCUUCUGGUCAUCAAAAGUCUCUCCCUGUGGCGCCUAAUCUAUCUGCACUCAAAGAGAUUUGUGCCACGGCAGCGUCUUCCGAUGGUCUAUAUGACAGUGGAAGUGUCGCCAAUGUGUCGAGUAAGCAGCAGCAACCACGAACUGUUCCUGUCCACAAUGCCACGAACUAUUUGGGCGAUUCCUGUACCAGUUUCGAGUUUCUGGGAAAAAGUGAUCAGCAAGGACAUCAUAAUCAACAACCUUCGUCUGAGGAUCGUCUGCUCCUUCUUCCCUCCUCCUCCUCCACCACAAACAAUACAUCGGCUGUUGAAACUCAACGAUCUUCCAGUUCAAAUAAAGGUGGUGGUGGGGGAAGUGGACACUCACACACCUCGUCUCAAGGAAGCAAUGCUGGUCACAGAAAAAAUUCUAAGAGGAAAACACCUCCAAGUUCAGUGAUGGUUUCUCAUACAAAUUCUGGGACGACGGAGGGACAGAAUGGAACUGGGCGUUCCGGAGGCAGCAACAACAAUGGGGCGGGUGGAGGCAAUAAUGGUGACGAUGGUUCAAGUACUCAUUCAACCGGAGCUAGAAAAGAUUCCAGUUGUCAGACAGAGAAAUCUUACGUGAAAGGAAAUCAGAAUCGGAUUUCUGAUUUUGAAAAGGAAAUAAAAAAGUUGCUGGAAAGACAACACCUUCCUCAAGUGGACGAGUUGGCCUCUGUUCAGAAGGUUUUGUCUGCAAUGGGCAAGCUUGGAAGUCCAAAUCCCAGUAAACGACGAGAGCUUGGCGGGGGAGGCCCUUCCACAUAUUCUGGCUUAUCUUUCCCGCUGUUAGCCAUGGGCGGAAGUGGUUUAUUAGGCAGAAGCGGUGGUGAAACGACGCAAAUUGGACUCGCUGCCCUGCAACAUAAAGCCAUGAAGCAGCAGGAGCAGUUGGAAAAGACCCCGUUGGGCUUUCGAUUUCCUCUCCAAAUGAGCCCACUCCUUGUCCCCAAAGCUCAUGCUGCUCAGUUCCGUAGGCCGAGGAAAUCGGGUAAAGACUCCGAGUACGAGAACGUGGAGACUGACGAGGACGACGAAGCUGAACGAGAGGAAGAAGAAAUCCGCAAGUUUGAGGAAGAGGAGAAGCGAAUUCUAGGAAAACCUGUAGGGGACGAAGUAAGUCAAUCUGAAUGGAGUGAUGAGGAUAGCGAACACGGCGACGUGGAUGAUGAUCAAGAAUCCACCGGCUAUGUAACUGACGAUCCUGCGUUGGAUAACAUUUCGGUCACGAACGAAAAUGGUCUCACGGACUGUGAAGGAGCGAUGAGCGACGUAAACUCUGUGUAUGCUGGUGACGACGACGUCAGCAUUUCUUCACGAGCAUCCUCUCGUCUCUUCGACUCUGACGCUUUAGUUUCAAUGGACUCACUCAACACCGUUUCAAUGUUUGAGGACUCCGAGUACGAAUUUUCGGAUACGCAUCUUUCCAACCUGAGAUCCAUGACUGAGUCAAUUGCUGCGAAAUUUGGAGCGCCCCCGGAAAGGAGGGCUGACUCUGAUUCAGACUAAAUGAUUGAUAUACACAAACUAGAACUCCUAGUGCUAGUACUGCUACAAGUACUACUACCUACGUAUAAAUGUAGUACUAUUUAAACAAAUCUCGCUAAUAUAAUAUAAUCAGCGCUUUUGUCUGAGUGACUUUUGCGUUUGUGCGUGUUUACUGAAUUAAAUUAUUGUUAAAAGGCCUUCUGUUUUAAAUCAUUGUUACUGUUGUCUUUGUAAUCGACGGCCAUGCUCGCUUCCUAGACUUGACUAAAACUCAAGAUACUUUUAUUACUAACUGCCAAAGAAAUGCAAUUAAUUAAAAUUUGUCCAUAAGUACAUAAUAAUGUUGUAAUACUUGUCUUAGUGAAAGAAUCUCGACGACAAUCUUUUGUACUCUGUGUUUUAUGUAACAAUAAAAUGACGUUAAAAAUUGAAA
This is a messenger RNA of Folsomia candida, 6318 nucleotides long. Its product is annotated as Ca(2+)/calmodulin-responsive adenylate cyclase. Gene Ontology annotation, biological process: cAMP biosynthetic process; intracellular signal transduction; adenylate cyclase-activating G protein-coupled receptor signaling pathway. The coding region runs from base 558 to 5906 and encodes 1782 amino acids. The record is from RefSeq and is a predicted model, not a curated record. Lineage: Eukaryota; Metazoa; Arthropoda; Collembola; Entomobryomorpha; Isotomidae. Gene Ontology annotation, molecular function: adenylate cyclase activity. Gene Ontology annotation, cellular component: plasma membrane. The transcript is spliced from 28 exons.